Molecule: messenger RNA, 399 nt
Organism: Lasiosphaeria miniovina
Lineage: Eukaryota; Fungi; Ascomycota; Sordariomycetes; Sordariales; Lasiosphaeriaceae
Exons: 2
Coding region: 207-380 (57 amino acids)
Source: RefSeq, a predicted model, not a curated record
GUACGCGUGUAAGUUGGUCGUGUGUGUGGGUUGGGGUUCUUUCCUUACAAUAUCGCGGCGGCUCGAAAAACACGCGUUCCUUUUUAUACUUGGAAAGCGAUAAAUCGUACGUGCGAUAGAUUCAGGUUGUGUUGCGAGGUUGUAGCAAGCUCUAGCUAGGACCGUGGCUACGGUUAUCGGGGUAAACCAAUCAUAAGAGGCCCGGCAUGAGAGCGCUCAAGGUUCGGGCCAAGGCCCGAACCUGGACCCACUUAAUCUCGGGCCCCUCCCCUUGGACUAGGGCGUGCUCUACUUCUUUCCGCCUGCCUCUCCAACUUGCAGUGCAGCCAGUGCCUGGGAGAUUUGUGACAAUUCGGUAUAGAACUAAUAAAACCAAAUAGCAUUACAGGAGGCUACGUA